UCCAGCAAAUCAGAGCUGUGAUGUGGAGCCAAUGAGGAAGCCCUCCGAAAUCCAGAUGCUUACGUCACUGCCAGGUCACCCAAUCCGGACAGAAACACCCUCUGCUCUCCGCUUUCCCCUCUCAAAGUUUGGACUUUUGAGGUAGGCUAAUAGACACUGGAAACAGAUGAUAAUGUUUUAUUAUCUCAAAGAACUCCUUGAACACAACAGAGAAAGUGUCUUUUUAUCGUCCGGUUUGAGUCAGACUUGUGUGAAGUGGAGCUGAAUCUGGGAAACCUGCGUGGGAACCCACACUCCGGCGGUGGAACACACUUAUUUUUGGUGCUUUGUGCUGGUUCUCAAAGUGGGAUUUUUCUGACAAAUUCAGCCUGCGAUGGACAUUUAAUGUGACUCAGAGAGCAGAGUGGAUUUGUCGCUGUUCCGUGCGUAAGGCCACCCUCCAAAGACGCACAGAACCGCCGCUCCACAAGGCGCACACCAGCCGGACCCUUCAGACCAGUCCCCGCCGCACAUUGACUGUUGGUUAUGUUAGCCGUGGGUCAGAUGGACGGGUCCCGACAGAGCGCCUUCCUCCUCAGCACCCCUCCUCUGGCAGCUCUGCACAGCAUGACCGAGAUGAAGACCCCCCUGUACCCGGCCUACCCCCUCUCCUCCACCGGCCCGACCUCAUCUACCUCACCGGCCACCACCUCUCCAAACCCGGGGGGCAUGGCCGUGUCCUCCCCGGGGAUCAAAACCUCCACGGGACUGUCUUCGGGGCUCGGUUCCCCUCAGCAGUGCACCUCCGCCACCCCACACGGAAUAAAUGACAUCCUCAACCGGCCCACGGCGGCUUCCGUGGGAGCCACAGUCGCCGUGGCCGCCGCCUCUUCCUCGGCGGGGAUCUUGUCAGGACUGCCCCGGUUCAGCAGCCUCAGCCCGCCGCCGCCUCCCGGACUUUACUUCAGCCCCAGCGCGGCGGCGGUGGCGGUGGCCCGGUACCCGAAGCCCCUGGCGGAUCUCCCGGGCAGGACGCCGAUCUUUUGGCCCGGAGUCAUGCAGAGUCCGCACUGGAGAGACGCCAGAUUUGCGUGUUCACCCCAUCAGAAUUCCGUGUUACUGGACAAAGAUGGGAAAAGAAAACACACACGGCCCACGUUUUCUGGACAACAGAUUUUUGCGCUGGAAAAGACUUUUGAACAGACUAAAUAUCUGGCAGGGCCGGAGAGAGCACGGCUGGCUUACUCUUUGGGAAUGACAGAGAGCCAAGUAAAGGUGUGGUUUCAGAACAGGAGGACUAAAUGGAGGAAAAAGCACGCAGCGGAGAUGGCCACCGCAAAAAAGAAACAGGACUCAGAAACCGAGAGGCUGAAGGGGACGUCGGACAAUGAAGAAGAAGACGAUGACUAUAACAGACCUUUGGACCCUAAUUCAGACGACGAGAAAAUCACACAGCUGCUGAAAAAACACAAACCGAGCUCCUCUCUGUUAAUCCACACGUCAGAAAAUGACAGCUCAUAAUUUUUUAUUCUAUUAUAAUAAUUAUUAUUAUUUUUAUGGGACAUGAAAUAAACGAACUCUCGGAGUCGUGCGCAUUUUGUGAUCACAUUCUACGCUUUUUCCUCCAAAUUGACCUUUUUUUUUCUGUUAGUUGUACUUUUUUGCACGAUGAUGGAGAAGACACCUGUCCUGACAAAGUUAGGAGGAGAUGAAAUAGGAUAAACAAUUUUAUGGCCAAAAUACGGACUCUGCAAUUUUAAUGACGUUUCACCGAGAAGAUGGUACUUACUUGUAAAUAGAAGCGUGAGUUGUAUCCAAUAGAAAUUAUACUGCUGUGAAUAAUUUAUGUGUAAAAAGUGUUUUGUACAGACCGCACUGCUGACUCUUCCAGUUCAACAGUCAUCAGAGCUGUUUUUUUUUUUUUUCUUUUUUUUUUUCUUUCGUUUUGUAAUUACUUACAACACAUUUCACAGUGACCUUCAACGCUGGGCCAUAAUGUUUGUGUGGUUAAAAAAGGCCUAUGCAUUUCUUUUAACGCCUUCUUAUAGAAAUCACCACAUUCUCAUUGGGUCAGUGAAGGCCUCUUCAUGCACCAAUCUAAAAAAA
This is a messenger RNA of Sphaeramia orbicularis (orbiculate cardinalfish), 2085 nucleotides long. It is a transcript of the gene nkx6-1, whose product is annotated as NK6 homeobox 1. Gene Ontology annotation, biological process: cell differentiation; regulation of transcription by RNA polymerase II. The record is from RefSeq and is a predicted model, not a curated record. Bases 526 to 1500 code for a protein of 324 amino acids. The transcript has 3 exons. Gene Ontology annotation, cellular component: nucleus. NCBI's taxonomy places the organism in Eukaryota, Metazoa, Chordata, Actinopteri, Kurtiformes, Apogonidae. Gene Ontology annotation, molecular function: DNA-binding transcription factor activity, RNA polymerase II-specific; RNA polymerase II cis-regulatory region sequence-specific DNA binding.